Molecule: messenger RNA, 657 nt
Organism: Striga asiatica
Lineage: Eukaryota; Viridiplantae; Streptophyta; Magnoliopsida; Lamiales; Orobanchaceae
Source: the annotation of a GenBank genome assembly
ACCGUCGUCGGGAUAUUUGGUUCCGUGACGGUGGAAUUCGGCUCCGUCGGUGGGGGAAACCCGAAUUUCUUUUUCACUUCAAGGUCCGUGGGGACGAAGGAAGGGAAUAGGAGGAAGGAGACGGCGAUGGCGACGACCGAUUGCCAAUUUGAUGUUGUUCUUUUUAUUUUUUGGAGAUUUUUGCCUUUUGCUUUUUUUGUUUUUAUUUUUGAUUUGUCGUUUUGGUUUGGGGAUGUGUCAAGCGCCACCCUGCCGGAAAAGAAAUCGUUGAAGCUGGGAAACGUCUUUGUUUGCAUGAUGGGAUUUUGCAUCUGCCCGUUGGAUAGCCGGCUCCGGUGUGCUCGAGCUUCUUCUGCCAGAAUCGCACCCGAUUUACAUCGAAUUACAGAGCCGUCAGAGGAUCGAGAUAAAUGGAUUUCGGGCAUGGAGGAAAGGAGGCGGCCUUUCUUCAACAUGGUCGAUUUUGACGAGCAGUUGCCCGAAAAGAAACGUCGUCGCACUCUGAGCAGUUACAUCUUAAAGGUUGGUGUUCGUGACGUGGUUUGGACAUUAAUGUCACGGGUGCAUUUGCUGGAAAAGAACUUUGAGGCUGAGAACAAGAUAAGGGUCAUGAAGUUUGAUUUUGAGAAGCAUGGCAUCACUGUAACGAGGCAAUGA